CUGGGAUCUUAGACCAAACCAACCCAUGCGAAAAUUAGAAGAGGAGAAAGAGAGAGGGGAGGGAAUUAUUCAGAAGAGGAAAGAGAAAGCGGAAAAUGAUGACGAUGAUGCUCUGAAACAAACCCUCAGCCUGAUAUAAACGAGGUUCAGAAGCAACAAUACAAUGGAAUUGGCAGACAGAGCUGUUGGUUUUCUUUUAUCAUUCAUAAGCUUGUCCAUUUUCACUUAUUAUACCUUCUGGGUCAUCAUCCUGCCAUUUGUUGACAGUGAUCAUUUUGUGCAUAAAUACUUUCUACCUCAAGAAUUUGCCAUCCUCAUUCCUGUUUUUGCCGGUGUGGUGCUUCUCUGCUUCUUGUGUAUGUUUAUUGGAUAUGUGAUGCUCAAAUCCAAGAAGAAGAAGAAGGUGUGAUGCAAGUACUUUCCGUGGUUUUCAUCAGUCUGAGGUGUUUUGGAAUUUCUCAUCUGUGCUUCACAGAAUGUUUGAUCUGAAUAUCUUUUAGUUUUCAAAUUUCAACAGCUUAUAAGAUGCUUUUCAUUGUCUCUAGUACAAUUGUGGCCCUUUUAAGCCUUUUAACUUAUUUAGACAGUUCUAGUUGGUUUAAAUAAAAGUUACCAUGCAUUUUUGCUAGUAGUCAUUUGUAUCAGCUAUCACAAAGGUGUUCAUUUACGCAAUAUGACUAUCAGAUGAGGAUUGGUAUGUCAUUGGGCUUUGUGACUUUUCAAUGUAGCAACUUCUCAUACUUUAUUUUGGUAAUGAAUUCCUUUAAUGAGAUAUAGGAAC
Molecule: messenger RNA, 781 nt
Organism: Ilex paraguariensis (yerba mate)
Lineage: Eukaryota; Viridiplantae; Streptophyta; Magnoliopsida; Aquifoliales; Aquifoliaceae
Source: the annotation of a GenBank genome assembly